UAUUUAGCUGCGCAUUGAAAGGUUAAGGUUCGCUUGAGAACGGUAAUUCAGUAGCUCAGAAAAUGAGUUUAAUGAUGACGUGAGGUGGACAGAGGCAGAUAAAUACCCCCGGGGGCAUGGAGACCCGAGAGAGGCGAGGCGCACACCUUGCAGGUUGUAUAGAACGAGAAUCCCAGUCACAAUGCUGGCAUCACGGGCACUGUUGGUAAAACAGGUGGCGGCCGUCCUGACCAAACAGCCAGUCUGCCUCACUCACCACUCAGGGGACUGGGGCAACUGGGGGAACACCAGCAUCUCUGUGGUGUUUUCUGGGUGUGGAUGGUGGGAUGGGACUGAUAUCCAUGAAGCUGCAUACACCGUGUAUCACCUGAGCCGCAAUGGCGCUCGUUUCCAGCUGUUUGCCCCGAACCAGCAGCAGAUGCACGUGGUGGAUCACGUGAAAGGCCAGCCCGCGUCCGGGGAGAACAGCCCCGCAACCCUGUGUCGCCGGAAGAAAGUGUCAGGAGAGCACGGCAAGGGUGAAACCGACACUAAAAGUGACACCACACAGUCCCACAUUGUGUCGCCGGUGUAUGGUCAGAUCACGAAGCAAGUGGUGAAGCGAGGCACUAAAGUGUACACCCACAUCCCCCAUGGGUCGACGGUGCAGGAUCUCUCCAAGCUCGAUGUGAGCAGCUUCGAUGCCGUCAUCUUCCCAGGGGGCUACGGGGUCACCAAGAACCUGUCGACCUUCAGCAGCGACGGGAAAGAAUGUAAGAUCAACCCCGACGUGGAGCGAAUCAUGAAGGAGUUCCACUGCUCCCGCAAACCAAUCGGGCUGUCCUGCAUGGCUCCGAUCCUAGCCUGUCGGGUGCUGCCCAGCCUGGAGGUCACCAUGGGUCAGGAGCGUGACGAGAGUAGCCGCUGGGGCCGCUGGCCAUACACCAGCAUGGUGCAGGCGGUGAAGAGCAUGGGGGCCCGCCACUCCACCCGCGAGCCCUACGAGGCCCACGUGGACGAGAAGAACAAGGUGGUCAGCACGCCUACCUUCAUGUGGGAGACUGACUAUCACUACCACUACAUCUUCGACGGCAUUGGGAGCAUGGUGAAGCAUGUCAUGCGCAUGACCACCGCCAAGUAGAGAGGCCACGCCCCGGGCAGGACCAGGACACCCCUCACAAUAAAACUGCUUUCC
This is a messenger RNA of Polyodon spathula (Mississippi paddlefish), 1174 nucleotides long. RefSeq names its product glutamine amidotransferase class 1 domain containing 3A, like (gene gatd3al). The record is from RefSeq and is a predicted model, not a curated record. The transcript is spliced from 9 exons. NCBI's taxonomy places the organism in Eukaryota, Metazoa, Chordata, Actinopteri, Acipenseriformes, Polyodontidae. Bases 182 to 1120 code for a protein of 312 amino acids. Gene Ontology annotation, cellular component: mitochondrion.